AAUAAUAAUAUCUGGGGUUUUACGUCCCAAAACCACGAUAUGAUUAUGAGAGACGCCGUAGUGGAGGGCUCCGGAAAUUUCGACCAUCUGGUGUUCUUUAACGUGCACUUAAAUCUAAGUACACGGGCCUCUACCAUUUCGCCUCCAUCGAAAUGCGACCGCUGCGGCCGGGAUCGAACCCGCGACCUUCGGGAUCCCUUAGUGCCACACUGCAGCCACUGCUGGCCUGCUACCUCCUCCAAAGAGAUGCCUUGGGAUGCCAAUGGAAGCCACCACGACGUCGUGGCCGAUGCCAUUCCCAUACCGCACAGUGAACGUCACAAUGUCAUCGAAACAAUACGCGCUUCUGGGGCAGCUGCUGAUCACCAACAGGGCAGCUCUGAAAAGAACAAAGAUGAGCCCGAACCCACACCUCCAACUAAGGAUGCCAGCACCAGGACGGACCCACAGCAAGGGCACUCGGGCCAAAACAGGUCCGAGGAUCCGCACUUGGAUUCCCAGCACUCAACACACCAAGAGAGUAAGACGAUGACAUGGAGCAAGCGUCUACGCAAGAAUAUGAAAUGUAACUUUCUUUAA
Messenger RNA from Rhipicephalus sanguineus (brown dog tick), 579 nucleotides. RefSeq lists its product as uncharacterized. Lineage: Eukaryota; Metazoa; Arthropoda; Arachnida; Ixodida; Ixodidae. The record is from RefSeq and is a predicted model, not a curated record. The coding region runs from base 40 to 579 and encodes 179 amino acids. The transcript is spliced from 2 exons.